Oryza sativa Japonica Group (Japanese rice) is the source of this 1180-nucleotide messenger RNA. RefSeq lists its product as uncharacterized. Gene Ontology annotation, molecular function: S-adenosylmethionine-dependent methyltransferase activity. NCBI's taxonomy places the organism in Eukaryota, Viridiplantae, Streptophyta, Magnoliopsida, Poales, Poaceae. The record is from RefSeq and is a predicted model, not a curated record.
CCCGAAAAUACGCCUUCGACAGCAGCUGACGUAUUCCUCGCUUCCGAAAGUGCAAUUUCCAACCGAAGCGAGAGGCCACCACAAAGACGAGGCCCCCGUCCUCCGCCGCUCGUCGACGGCAUGCAGCAGCAGGGCGCCGCCGCGCUCACGCCGGCGACCGGCCUCGGGAGCCGGCCAUCCCUCACCGUCAAAACCAGCCGCGUGUGCACCACCGCUGCUCUCCCUCCCCUCUGCCGCUGUGGCCGGCGCCACCUCAUCGGCUCCACCUCGGCCACCGCUCUCCUCCCCCUGCUCGCCCUCCCGUCGCCCGCCGCCUCGCCCGUCGACCCCGAAGUGAUGCUUGAGCGGGUGCACCCUGCCAGGCCGGAGUGGUACGAGAAGUUCUAUGCCACGGCCAUGGACAAGUUCAUGAAACCUUACGAGGCUGAGAUUGCACAGUAUAAAUCAAAGCUCUUUUCCCAAUUGAUGACUGCUGGGAAGAACAUUCUUGAACUUGGUGUUGGAACAGGCCCUAAUCUCAAGUACUAUGCAAAUGCCGAUGGCGUUAACAUAGUUGGGGUGGAUCCUAAUAAACACAUGGAGGAGUAUGCCAGAGCAGCUGCAGUGUCUGCUGGACUUCCACCUUCGAACUUCACCUUCAGAAGAGGGGUUGGUGAAGCUUUGCCAGCUGAGGACAAUUCAAUGGAUGCUGUUGUUGGCACUCUGGUAAUGUGUUCUGUAAGUGACGUUGAAAUGGCAUUGAGAGAAAUAAAACGAGUCCUGAAGCCUGGUGGUCUCUACAUAUUCAUUGAGCAUGUUGCUGCGCCUGAUGGAUCCUUCCUCCGAUUCGUGCAAGGUGCCCUUAAUCCUCUGCAGCAGUUUGUCUCUGACGGGUGCCACCUCACCAGAGAAACAGGCGAAAUCAUCAGGGAUGCUGGGUUCUCGAGCUUGGACCUGAACACGACUCGCUUGUCUACUGCAUUUAUCCUCAGCCCCCAUGUUUAUGGAGUAGCAUGUAAAUGAUAUUUCCUCUCCUUUCGUUGUUCCAUCUAAUUGUGUAAAUUGUUAUUUGUCAGCAAUAUGAGCUACAGUAUCACGCUAGGUUUCCAAGGCUGAAUAUUCCAUGCCACACGUUAGAUGGGCUGGUCUUCAGAAAUGGCUGGAUGCCUCGAAGAUAUUAAAUGGGCCUUUUCUGUUAACA